Messenger RNA from Hordeum vulgare subsp. vulgare (domesticated barley), 890 nucleotides. RefSeq names its product serine/arginine-rich SC35-like splicing factor SCL30. Bases 6 to 890 code for a protein of 294 amino acids. The record is from RefSeq and is a predicted model, not a curated record. Gene Ontology annotation, molecular function: RNA binding. Gene Ontology annotation, cellular component: cytoplasm; nuclear speck. Lineage: Eukaryota; Viridiplantae; Streptophyta; Magnoliopsida; Poales; Poaceae. The transcript has 7 exons. Gene Ontology annotation, biological process: mRNA splicing, via spliceosome.
AAGCAAUGAGGAGGUACAGCCCCCAGUACCGGAGCCCCCCAAGGAGGGGAUAUGGUGGCAGAGGUAGAAGUCCCCCAAGGAGGGGAUAUGGAGGACGGAGGGAGCAGGGUUCAGGAAGCCUCUUGGUCCGCAACAUCCCAUUAAGCUGCAGGCCGGAGGAUCUUAGAGUUCCUUUUGAAAGGUUUGGUCCUGUUCGGGAUGUGUACCUGCCAAAGGAUUAUUACACCAGGGAGCCCCGAGGGUUUGCAUUUGUGGAGUUUGUUGACCCUUAUGAUGCAUCUGAUGCACAGUAUCACUUGAACCGCACAUUAUUUUUUGGCCGAGAGAUAACUGAUGUUGUUGCUGCCGAGUCACGGAAAAGGCCAGAUGAUAUGCGUAAUAGAGCUAGAGUCAGGGGGUAUUCUGGUGAACCUGAAAGGCGUAAUUCUUGUUAUGGGAGGUCCCGAUCCCGUUCACGCUCCUACUCUCCUCGCUAUCGUGGCCGUCCUCGGUCAAGGUCAAGGUCAUACUCUCCUGCUCCAAGACGGCGAGAUGAUUACUCUGCUUCCCCACCAAGAUCACAUCACACACAUUCUCCUAGGCGUCUGCCAAAGGGACAUGAAGAAGACGAGCGGAGAUCCUAUUCUCCUGCUGGUAGAGGUGGCGGUGAGCGUGAUGCUGAUACUAAUGGAAAGUCCCAGCCACACCCACCUCUCGGAUGGCGCGAGGUAGGGGCAGCAGCCAUCCUCGGGAGUCGCGAGGACUUCCCUCCUGCAUCUCCUCUCAUGUCCUUCCGCGCAAAGGUCUGGUGGGCCGACGACGAGAGGCAGGGACAACAGCCGCCGGAUUUUCCCUCCUGCAGUCCUGCAUCUUGUCUCAGUCAUGUUCUCCAGAGCAGAGGUCUGGAGUGA